Molecule: messenger RNA, 1068 nt
Organism: Mercurialis annua (annual mercury)
Lineage: Eukaryota; Viridiplantae; Streptophyta; Magnoliopsida; Malpighiales; Euphorbiaceae
Exons: 1
Coding region: 193-930 (245 amino acids)
Cellular component (GO): plasma membrane
Source: RefSeq, a predicted model, not a curated record
UACCUAAUUUUUCCCCUCUCAAAAACAUCAAUGGCCCCACUAACUCCUUCAAUCAAAACCCUAUUUCUUUUGCUUUUUCAUUUUAACCUUUUCCAUAUCCCAACUAUUUAAACAAAAUUACACUCUUUAAUCUUUAUCUUCUUCCUUAAUAUAUUUUAGCUUUAGAGGUUUUCUUUCUAAGUUGCCAAAAAAAUGCUACCACCACCACCACCACCACCUCCUCCACUACCACCUCCUCCAGUCCCUGCCAACCAACUUGCCAUAUCAAAGCAACCAAGAAUCCACCAAAGUUUAACAAUAGACAUACCAACUUACGAAAAUAGAUCAAGAAAACACACAAUUCUCCACCAUCCUCGGCGCCACCGGACGAAUCCUAUCGUCUGGUUUGGUGCUAUUAUAUGUCUAAUAUUCAGCCUUACGCUUAUCUUCUUCGGUAUUGCAACUCUCGUCAUCUACCUAGCCAUUAAACCGAGGACUCCUAUGUUCGACACUCCCAAUGCAAACCUAAAGAGUGUCUACUUCGACUCGCCAGAGUAUUUCAACGGAGACUUCACUUUCCUAGCAAAUUUUUCCAACCCCAACCAGAAGAUCGAUGUAAGAUUCGAAUAUGUCGACAUCGAGCUUUACUUCUACGACAGACUCAUAGGAAUUCAAGCUCUUCAACCUUUUACUCAAAGACAACACGAAACGAGGUUGGAAACAGUUCAUAUCAUAUCGAGUUUAGUUUAUUUACCACAUAAUCUUGCUAUAGAACUUCAAAAGCAGGUGCAGAGUAACAAAGUCAUCUACAACAUAAGAGGAACAUUUAAAGUGAGAGCUAGUCUGGGUUUGCUUCAUUAUUCUUACUGGUUACAUGGCAGGUGUGAAGUAAUGAUGACUGGUCCACCUGCUGGUGUUUUAGUAGCUAGAAGUUGCAAAACAAAGAGAUGAACGAGAUUAUAUACAUUUAUUUGUUUGUUCUUAUUUAAUUUUUUUCCUUUUUUUACGUUGUUUGGAAUGAAAUCUAAAUAGACGUUUUGAUGUCCAAAUGCCUGAAAUUUUUAAUCACAUAACAGAAUUAAUUGUCAA